Messenger RNA from Panicum hallii, 2234 nucleotides. Its product is annotated as malonyl-CoA decarboxylase, mitochondrial. Gene Ontology annotation, molecular function: malonyl-CoA decarboxylase activity. Gene Ontology annotation, cellular component: mitochondrial matrix; peroxisomal matrix. NCBI's taxonomy places the organism in Eukaryota, Viridiplantae, Streptophyta, Magnoliopsida, Poales, Poaceae. The record is from RefSeq and is a predicted model, not a curated record. Gene Ontology annotation, biological process: positive regulation of fatty acid oxidation; acetyl-CoA biosynthetic process; fatty acid biosynthetic process. The coding region runs from base 139 to 1689 and encodes 516 amino acids. The transcript has 13 exons.
CCCCUCACCGGCCGAACCCAACCGCAAAGUUGGCACCGCGCUUCCGCACGCGAGCCGCGACCCAGCAACCGCCGGCGCCGCCUCCCGCCCUGCCUUCGCCUCCGGCCGCGCCUCCGGCGGCGACCCCGACCGCGUCACAUGACCAGGAACCACACCCCGAAGUCGCUCGCCGUCCUCCUCCGCGCCCGCAUGCACCCGGACGCAAUCCCCUCCCCGCGGCCGCAACUGUCCCCGACUCCUCCACUCACUGACCCCGACCCCGCCGCCCCACCCGCGGCUUCCGUCCGCCACUGGCUCCAUGCCGCCGCCUCCGCGGCCUCGCCACCCCCCUCGACGCUCGACAGCUUCUCCGAUGGGUACCGUUCCCUCGACCGUGUCGGGCGCCGCGAGGUCCUCCGCUCCCUCGCCACCGACUACGACGUGCCCCGCGCGCGCGUCCGGGACCUCAUGAGACAGUACAUGAGCGUCGCCUCCGCCGCGGCGGCAGGCGGGGAUGGCGCGGAGGCGGAGGAGGGGAAGGAGGGUGCUGCAGCGGCGUUGUACCGGAUGGAGCGGGGUCUCCGGGAGGCGCUCCGGCCCCGGUACGCCGGGUUCCUCGAGGCCAUGAACGCGCAGCCCGGAGGGCUCAAGCUCCUCGCCGUGCUCCGCGCCGACCUCCUGGCCUUGCUGGGGGAGGAGAACGCUCCAGCGCUGCGCGCCCUGGACUCGUACUUGAAGGAGAAACUGGUGACUUGGCUCAGCCCUGCGGCGCUGACGCUCCACCAGAUAACAUGGGAUGAUCCUGCCUCCUUGCUAGAGAAGAUUGUGGCAUAUGAAGCAGUGCAUCCAAUCAGGAACCUGAUAGACUUGAAGAGAAGAUUGGGUGUAGGCCGCCGCUGCUUUGGCUACUUCCAUCCAGCAAUACCAGGGGAGCCCCUGAUUUUCAUCGAAGUUGCUUUACACAAAGAUAUGGCUGCAUCUAUACAGGAGGUCUUGUGGGAUGAACCCCCGACUCCUGAAUCUGAAGCCACCUGUGCACUGUUUUAUUCAAUAUCAUCUACCCAGCCUGGCUUAUCAGGUAUUAAUCUGGGGAAGUUUCUUCUCAAGCGUGUGAUUGACAUGUUGAGAAGAGAUAUGCCUUCAGUACAGAUUUUUGCAACACUGAGCCCAAUCCCUGGUUUCAUGCAAUGGCUUCGUGCUAAACUGGCCUCCCAAAUAAAAUUAGCAGAGACGGAAUCGCAAGAGGGGAAUUCAUUAGAAGGAGCUAGCUCUACUUUCAGAGAGUCCAUCCUUCUUCCCGAUGAAGAGAAGAUGAUUCAUGAUGCCAUUGAACAAGCUCAUGGGAAACAAGGAAUUGAACUAUUGCAAGAUACACUGAAAACAACUCAGUGGGUAAAAUCUGAAAAAUUAUCUGCUGCACUGAAAUCUCCUCUAAUGCGUUUGUGUGCAAGGUAUCUUGCCAGAGAGAAAAUCCGAGGAAAAGCUCUAGAUGCUGUAGCAAAUUUUCACUUGCAAAAUGGAGCAAUGAUUGAGAGAAUAAACUGGAUGGCUGACCAAUCAGAGAAGGGCAUUCAACAAAGUGGAGGUAUCAUGGUCAAUUAUCUUUACAGAUUAGAGAAUAUAGAAGAGUAUGCACUGUCAUAUUCGGGCAAAGGGCUUGUCCAUUCUUCACCUAGCCUGUCCCAGUAUCUUGAGCCAAAGGAUACGUGAAACUGAAUAUUCUAGGCAUGAAUUCUGUUUCCAACAAGGCCGCGGUCCAGUAUUCGCACCGGUGUCUGCAGCUCUGCACGACCGCUACAUGGGAACAGCCUCAGCAAUCAGCAUCCGGGGGAGUAUAUCUAACAUAUGGUACGUGUAUAACCUGUUGAAAUUGUUUUUAGGUGCAAGUUGAAGAAACUCAAAAGCCUGCGCAUGUAUAUCGACCCCUGUUAGCUUGUACUGCGAAGUCCUUGCUGCACGGCUGAAAGCAGAGCCGUGCACACCAACACACAAGGGAUGAGCCAACAAGCAGAACUCAAAAAAUCUUAAUAGGCUUUGCUGAAGCUCAAAAGAGCUUAUAUGGUGUAGACGAAUAGGCGUUGAUAUCAGCGGCUAAAACAAAUUUGGUAAGCUCUCAGUUCCAAGCAUGCGAGUGGAGCUAGGCCAUUGCUACUGCUAUCGGCGGGGCGUCUACUCGUAGCACGUGCGAAUAACUGUAUCAUCGCGUAUAUCCGCUGGAGAUAAAAAUAUUCUAGAAUAAAAUAAAAUAUUUUAAA